Molecule: messenger RNA, 417 nt
Organism: Serendipita indica DSM 11827
Lineage: Eukaryota; Fungi; Basidiomycota; Agaricomycetes; Sebacinales; Serendipitaceae
Source: the annotation of a GenBank genome assembly
AUGGCAAGCUCGAAUCAAAAAAUCGCGUCUGUAUCAUUCCUGGUGCCAGACUACGACGAGGGAAUAGAUUACUUUGUCAAUUCGCUCGGCUUUACACUCACAUCUGAUGUCGCGAUGGGUGGUGGCAAGCGCUGGGUGGUCGUUCAUCCUCCAAACAGCGAUACUGGAACCGGAUGUGGACUUGUACUUGCUGUACCAUCCAAUGAUGUACAAAAGAGCGCGCUGGGUAAUCAAGCCGGAGGCCGGGUCUGGCUUUUCCUGCAUUCAGACAACUUCUGGCAGGAUUAUGAGAAAAUGAAGAGCAAAGGAGUUGUUUUCAUGGAGGAACCAAGGAAAGAACCAUAUGGGGAUGUCGUUGUCUUCAAGGAUAAGUGGGGAAAUCGGUGGGAUUUCAUGGGACCCAAGUCGAGCUCGUGA